Molecule: messenger RNA, 1105 nt
Organism: Dermacentor silvarum
Lineage: Eukaryota; Metazoa; Arthropoda; Arachnida; Ixodida; Ixodidae
Exons: 2
Coding region: 104-1105 (333 amino acids)
Biological process (GO): DNA integration
Molecular function (GO): nucleic acid binding
Source: RefSeq, a predicted model, not a curated record
GUUCGGCUGCGAAAGAUUUCACCAUUUCGUUUAUGGCCGUUCAGUGACACUCGAAAGCGAUCAUCGUCCUCUUAUCGACAUAGCAAAAAAGGCGAUAUCAGAAAUGCCCCCACGUGUGCAGCGAUUCUUCCUUAGGCUGCUACGUUACGAUUACGUACUCACUUUUGUUCCUGGUAAAGAGUUGAACCUGGCGGACAUGCUGUCGCGAUCCCCUGGUCCUGGAGACGGCACUCCAGUGGACACUACAGACGUGGACCUUCAUGCUGUCAGCAUGGUAUCAUCACUCGUUUCUGAGAGGACAUCUGGACGCCUGGCACAUGUGGACGAGCUUCGUGACCUGUCGACAACUUCCGUCGUCGAUGCACUCCGUGCCAUGUUUGCAAGAUAUGGCCUCCCGUUGCAGUUAUGCACCGACAACGGGCCACAGUUGGCCAGUCAUGAGUUUGCCCAGUUUGCCGCACGGUACGACUUCGAGCAUGUGACUUCAAGUCCGCGAUAUCCGUGCUCAAACGGAUUAGCGGAGAAAGGUGUACAGGUUGUGAAAAGGAUCCUUAAAAAGACCACGGAAGCCAACGAAGAUUUCUGGCUAGGUCUGUUAAAUUAUAGAGCAAGCCCUUUGGAAGACGGACGAUUUCCAGGCGAGUUGCUGCAGGGAAGACGUUUACGCACUCUGCUCCCAGACUUCACGCAUCAUCCGGCCAUUCAGGUGAAGAAACACAACCAGACCAUUCGAAACCAUCGACAACUGCCGCCCCUCGAACCUGACGAUGUCGUGCGUGUGAGAGGAAAAGCAUGGUCACCGAAAGCCACCGUAAUUGCGCAAGCAGGUCCACGGUCCUUCUGCGUUCGAACGGAGAACAAGAAGACAAUACGGCGAAAUAGACGCCAUCUUCUCGCAACAAAGGAAAACCCUAGUCCAGAGGUCUCAUUCAGCGACACUGACGACGAGCAAGUUUCCUCGACGGCGUCAUCAGAAGCCGGUCGCACAGAUGGAGCAAGAGAACAAAGCCCACCACCCGUGGCACUUAGGAGGUCCCAGCGACAGCCAAGACCACCCCAGCGGCUAGCGUAUGAUGCUAACUUUAAACAAAUAGGCACGCGGUGA